Molecule: messenger RNA, 1440 nt
Organism: Solanum verrucosum
Lineage: Eukaryota; Viridiplantae; Streptophyta; Magnoliopsida; Solanales; Solanaceae
Product: probable LRR receptor-like serine/threonine-protein kinase At3g47570
Exons: 2
Coding region: 1-1440 (479 amino acids)
Biological process (GO): protein phosphorylation
Molecular function (GO): ATP binding; protein binding; protein kinase activity
Source: RefSeq, a predicted model, not a curated record
AUGGGAGGUUUAAGUGAGUUAUAUCUAUCAAGAAAUGAGUUGUAUGGUUCGAUUCCAAGCACCAUAUUACAGCUUCAGAAAUUGGUAAUUCUUGCAUUAGAUAUGAAUAGGUUAGACGGUACUAUACCUAAUUCAUUCGAAAAAAUGGUCAGCUUGGAGUACUUGGAUCUGUCACAAAACAAUUUGACGGAUCAAAUUCCAGAGUCGUUAACAAAGCUUGAGCAUCUCAACUAUCUGAAUGUCUCUUACAAUGAGUUAUCAGGUGAAAUACCAGAUGGAGGGCCUUUUAGUAAUUUCACAGCUGAAUCGUUCAUUGGCAACGCAGAGUUAUGUGGACCACCUAGAUUCCAAGUCAAGGUGUGUGAAGUCCAGAACAAUGUGACAAGAAGAAACAGGAAGAAAACAGUACUAAAAUUUGUUCUUGGACCAGUUGCAGCUGGAGGUUUAGUCAUAGGGGUUUUAGGCAUGAUAUGGUUGUUAAAUUAUCGGAAACGAAACAACCAACUUAUUCCUUUAACUGAUUGGUAUGAUCAGUUAUCACACAAGAGGUUUUCUUACUAUGAACUUGUUCGAGGGACUAACAACUUUGACGAAUCGAAUUUGAUUGGAAAGGGAAGCCUUGGUAUGGUUUAUAAGGGGACAUUUACAAAUGGGACUACAGCUGCUGUAAAGGUUUUCAAUGCACAAGUGCACGAUGCAUUCAAGAGGUUUGAUUUGGAGUGUAAGGUUUUGCGUAACAUUCGACAUAGGAAUCUUGUUAAGGUGAUAAGUAGUUGUGCAAAUCUUGAUUUCAAGGCAUUGGUGUUAGAAUACAUGCCUAAUGGAGAUCUUGAUUAUUGGCUUUACUCACACAACAAUUUCUUGGAUUUAAUCCAGAGGCUGAAAAUUAUGUUUGAUGUGGCUUGUGCCGUAGAGUAUCUACACCAAGGCCAUUCACUCGUUGUGGUCCAUUGCGACUUAAAACCAAGUAACAUACUUUUGGAUGGCGAUAUGGUUGCCAGGGUAAGUGAUUUUGGUAUAUCCAAACUCUUGACGGCGUAUGAUCCAGUGGCAUUGACAAAAACCUUAGGCACCAUUGGCUACAUGGCACCAGAGUACGGGUCAGAAGGGAUAGUGUCAACAAUGGGAGAUGUUUACAGCUACGGCAUUUUAUUGAUGGAAACCUUUACAAGAAAGAAGCCAGUAGAUGACGAGUUUGUUGGAGACCUUACAUUGAAGAGAUGGGUCGCGGAGUCAUAUCCUCAUAGGGUCAUGGACAUUGUGGAUGCCAAUUUAUUUUCAUCAGAUGAUAGUGAACAUUUGAUAGCUAUUGAAAGUUGUUUGAGUUCGGUAUUGGAAGUAGCUCUUGAAUGUACUGUGGACUUGCCCCAAGACCGAAUUACCAUGAAUAAUGUCCGCGUAAGGCUCAACAAGAUCCAAACUCAAUUUUUGAGCCAGUAA